AUGGCUACCAAAGCGAAGAAGCAGAGGCCGGCGACGCUCUCGGUCUACCUUUACAUUCCGAAUAUUGUUGGGUACAUGAGAGUUCUCUUGAACUGUAUUGCGUUUGCUGUGUGCUUCUCCAACAAGACGCUCUUCUCGCUCUUGUACUUUUUCAGUUUUUGUUGUGAUGCUGUUGAUGGAUGGUGUGCUCGUAAAUUCAACCAAGUUUCUACGUUUGGAGCUGUUCUGGACAUGGUUACAGAUAGAGUCAGCACAGCCUGUCUUCUCGUGAUUCUCUCCCAAAUAUACAGGCCUAGCUUGGUUUUCCUGUCAUUGCUGGCUUUAGAUAUUGCUAGUCACUGGCUGCAAAUGUACAGUACAUUUCUAUCAGGGAAAACCAGCCACAAGGAUGUGAAAGAUAGCACAAGCUGGCUGUUUAGACUCUACUAUGGAAACCGGAUGUUCAUGGGUUAUUGCUGUGUUUCCUGCGAGGUUCUUUAUAUAAUCCUUCUUCUCAUAGCAAAGAACCAAACCGAAAACCUGAUGAACGUGGUAGUUGAAUCAUUGAUGCAGAUUUCACCGCUCUCUUUACUCUUGGCUUUGAGCAUAUUUGGUUGGUCGAUCAAGCAGAUCAUCAAUGUGAUUCAGAUGAAAACGGCUGCAGAUGUUUGUGUACUGUAUGACAUAGAGAAGCAGCAUAAGCCAUAA
Arabis nemorensis is the source of this 687-nucleotide messenger RNA. The record is from the annotation of a GenBank genome assembly. Lineage: Eukaryota; Viridiplantae; Streptophyta; Magnoliopsida; Brassicales; Brassicaceae.